Molecule: messenger RNA, 4153 nt
Organism: Onychostruthus taczanowskii (white-rumped snowfinch)
Lineage: Eukaryota; Metazoa; Chordata; Aves; Passeriformes; Passeridae
Gene: RFFL
Product: ring finger and FYVE like domain containing E3 ubiquitin protein ligase
Exons: 7
Coding region: 751-1878 (375 amino acids)
Biological process (GO): protein K48-linked ubiquitination; proteasome-mediated ubiquitin-dependent protein catabolic process; negative regulation of extrinsic apoptotic signaling pathway via death domain receptors
Cellular component (GO): plasma membrane; cytoplasm
Molecular function (GO): ubiquitin protein ligase activity
Source: RefSeq, a predicted model, not a curated record
CCACGCAAGUGGGAAGUGAUUUUUGGUGCUUCUCUGGGCUCAGCAGCAGUUGAAGGCGCUGGCGUUUCAGCAGAGCCGUGUGUGGCUGUGCUGAACGCCUGUGGCCCCAUUCCAGCUUUUUCCUGCUCUGCCUUGCACCCUGCCCCAGCGGGCUGCCCUGUUUACUCUCUGCUCUGUGCUAAAUGGAUGUCACUUCCUUCAUUAAAAUGCUGGUGCGCGGCCAGGUUCCCUUCCUUCGGGCUCGCACGCUCGCAGCAGCGGCGCUGCCGCAUCCAGCUGUGUGCCACGCUCCGGGAUCUGCUCCUGCCUGCGUUGUUGGGAUCUGCCGAGGCUGCCGAGCCCACACACAGAGGAGGCUUUUGGAGGCAUCUCCAGCGUGGAGAAGCACAGGUGCAGCUGUGUUGAAGAGGGGCUGAAGAUGGAUUAUUGCUGGUGGGUGCAGUCCCUUCCAGCCAGGGACUGUGCGCGUCCCGUGGGGAAGGUGUAGGCAGCGUUUGGAAUGGGGUGCCAGUGCCAGCCUGCUCUGGCCAGCCUCUGGACAUGAGGAUGUGGGUGCUGUUCAAGGGCAUCCCCUGAUGUGCCCGGCAGUACAGGCACUCCUGGAUGCACAGGAUCACAACCAAAGGGACACAGAAGUCCUGGACACCCUGUUCUGUGUGGACUGACCUGAGCUCUCUGCCUUUGUAGCUGACCAGGGCCUCACCUGAAGAGUUUUAAACUGACAUCAAAGUUGCUGAUCAGACUGGCACUAUGUGGGCGAGCUGCUGUAACUGGUUCUGUGUGGAUGGCUCCCCUGAGGAGAUGCAGCCGCCGCCGGCAGCCCGAGCCCAGGCGUAUUCCAACCCCGGCUACAGCUCCUUCCCUUCUCCCACUGCUUCUGAGCACAGCUGCAAAGCCUGUGGCCUGCACUUCGACAGCUCCUCCAGCAAGCACAUCUGCUUGGACUGUAAGAAGAACUUCUGCACGUCGUGCUCAAGCCAGCCCGAGGGUGGGCCCCUGCUCUGCCACCUCUGCCAGCGCUUCCGAGCCACGGCCUUUCAGCGGGAGGAGCUGAUCAAGAUGAAGGUGAAGGAUCUGCGAGAUUACUUGGCCCUCCAUGAGAUUUCCACAGAGUUCUGUCGUGAAAAGGAGGACCUGGUAUUCCUGAUCCUUGGCCAGCAGCCUGCAAUUACCCAGGAAGAUCAGAUAAGAACAAACACAUUUAAUACCAGUGCUCAUGAACAGCAGGACUUUGUGAGUCACCCCCCAACCAACCUGGCCUCUCCUACCUCACAUGAUGAGUCCUCAGUGUCUGCAGAUCCCAUCUCAAGUUCAGAAGCUCAGGAGCACCAACAGGCCAAUGGUCAUGUGCCUCCGAGCCCAGCCUGUGGAACAGCAGCUGAGAAUGCAGCAGAAGAAGCAGCAGCAGAGGAUGAGAUACAGUCCAGUGACUCCGAGGAUAACCUGGUGCUGGGCAGGAAGGCCUCCCUGUCUGACCUGACGAGCGUCGGGGACAUCAGCGCGCUCUCCGUGCGGCAGCUGAAGGAAAUCCUCGCCCGCAACUUCGUCAACUACAAAGGCUGCUGUGAGAAGUGGGAGCUGCUGGAGAGGGUCACUCGCCUCUACAGAGAGAAGGACCUUCAACACCUAGCUUUUCAGAUUCUCACCAAAUCUCUCUCUUCUUCUAUUGCAGUUUUGGACACUGACGAUCAAACUGGUGGUGCUGGGCCCCCCAGCACCGAGGACAACCUGUGCAGGAUCUGCAUGGAUGCUGCCAUCGACUGCGUGCUGCUGGAGUGCGGGCACAUGGUGACGUGCACCAAGUGCGGGAAGCGCAUGAGCGAGUGCCCCAUCUGCCGCCAGUACGUGAUCAGGGCCGUGCACGUCUUCAGGACAUAGAGGUGGCUCUGGGCUCAGGGCUGCUGUGCCUUAAAGCCUCCGUGCUCUUAGGGAAAGGGCCAACAUCCCUGCCAACAGCUACCUUGAUCAGCACGGACCCUGCUGCAAGAGAGGGAAAGAGGAAGCCUGGGGAAAGUGCUCUGCUCAAGCCAUGCCCGACUGCUCAUCCCACCAUUGUGCUUUACACCACAGUGCCUGGACUCCUUGGAGCUCAUUGCCAGCAGUCAUUAACCACCUCCAUCCUAGGAUCAUUUGAGGGCAGAUGGAUGCCCAGCUUUCCACCAGGAAGAUCAGCUCCAGAGGCUUUGUAUUUCCCUCUGAAUAAUAAAAGUGAACUGGGGUCUCAAAAAGUGUCCUUUGUUUUGCUGCUCAGGCUCUGCCCAGCAACAACUUGAUUUUCGAAGAUUAAAAUCUCACUGUGCUUGUUAAUUUUACUUUUAUUUUUAAUUUAAUGUAAAAUUGUUAUGCUUGCAGGACAGGCAGACCCUCCCUGCUUUCCCUAAUUCCAGCCUAGUGCAAUUGUGGAAAAACGUGUAAUUUUGUAUCAAGGUUGUCUCUGUAUUAUUGAAAACUGUUGGGGAGGGAGGCUGGGAAGGCUCAGCCUUGCCCUGUCUGCUGGGUUUUUGUUUCUGUGCCAGAGGGAGGUUUCUGGUUUGAUUUUGUGGACUUUGACUUCACAGCACGUGCCAGGGGUGGGGCUCAAGCUGAACUGCCCCCACUUGCUGAGGGAGCUACAAAUCCAGGGCUUGAGUCUUGCCCAGGCUUUAGUGAGGAACCACAGAGCUGCAGAGUAGUGAGGACUGCAUUGCUACACAAUCAUAUUUAAGUACAGGUGACUUUUUCUUUUUUUAGAAGGGAAUAAUGGAAGAAAGCCUUUGUCUCCAUUGGAUCCAUGAGCAAUCUCCACUGCAGAUCAGCUUCCCCCAUCCUCCCCAGGGCUCAGUUUUACAGUUCUGUUACCUUGCACUGCUUACCAAAAGCAGUUUUGUCCUUUCUGCUGGUGAGGGUGGGGAGAGAGGCUGUGGCCUGAUCCCUGACAGCUCUGCUGGGCAGUGUGCUCAGCUGGAAGAGAAGUGCUAGAGCAGUCUGGCAGUUCUUGCUGGAGGUGCUUGUAACUGGUGUAUUUUCCCCUCGCUGUCCAUCAGCAUGGCACUGUGCCCUCACUGUACAGGCUGUCCUGGCUGCUCUGGGACAGGGGCUGGCUCUGUGUGCCAGCCUGGCUGCCAGCAGAGAAGGGGCUCUGCAGUGGCUGCCCUCAGCUCCUGGGGCACUGAAGUGCAGCUGCUCCUGUGCAGUGGCAGUGAUGGCAGCAGUGUGUUCACCUGGUGUGCUCUGCACAGGGACAGUUCCAGCAGCAGCUCAGCUGCAGCGAGUGCAGGGUCUUUGCUCUGGGAGCUGCAGCCAAAAGAGCACCUGGGAUGAGAAAGCCAUGGCUCAGGAGGCAGCAGGAGAGAGCCAGGGAUUUCUCACUGAGGUGAUCUCAGAAUUCCACAGAACUGCAGCAGCUGCUGCACUGACUGAACUCAGCAUUCUGAGUCCUACCUCUGUCCCAGGUCAGGCUGUUCUUUAAUCUUAAGGUUUAACAGAUCCAGCAGGAGAACAAAGUGAACAAGUCAGGGCAUCCUGACAGAGAAAAGGGCAGGUGAGAAGUGAUUCUGUUUGCUCUGGAGAGAGCACUGGGACCUCAGAGAGCUGCAGGAAUACACAGUGUGCUGAACAGCCUCAUUUAGGAAAUCCACUGUGAAAAUUCAUGUUGUCAUAUUUUUCAGUAAACUCAGGGCUGGGGGAAUUUAGCAGGAAGAAGAUGAUUCCCCUAUGGAUAGAUGUACUUUCCUUGUAGAGGGUAGGCUUAUUUUCUACAGCAGUUAAAUCAAGCUGCAGAUCAAUGCCUGAAAUUUUAGGGAUGAGAAGAUCCACCCACCCUGAACUCCAAAAUGUGCUUUGUGAAGGGAGGACUCUUCUUGUUUCCCUUGUAAAAAUGGAUUCUCUACUUAGAGAUAGGAGUGAGUUACUUUUAAAGGAAAAUCAAAACCUGGAGGAAACUGAUUAAUGAUCCAAAGGAAUAUAAUGUUCUGAACUAAUAAAGUAAAUGGAAAUAUUUAUGUGCUUUAUGUACACUGUACAUUGUUUAAAGAUGUUAAAACUUAAUAUUCUACUUGAAAGGGCAUGUUAUUCACUAUUAAAUCCUCUGGUACUAUGACAGUUCAACUUACUAGUUUUGGUACAGAAGUUUGGUUUAUAAUUUUAUAAUAAAGUUGAAUUGUGAUUUAGUUAA